CAUCCCUUCCAUUGUGGCUGCCCUCAAUGAAACACCGUAGAAAUCAACUCCAUAUUUGGAAUUGGGCCCACCCCUUUUUCUUCUUCUUCUUCCUCUCAUUUAAAACCCCACUGCCUUGUUUUUCUCUCACUCUCUCAUCCCUCUCCAAUGCUCCUUUCCUCACCAUGUCGUACACCACCCACCAUGGAGUCUUCUCGCUUUUCUUCUUGCUCUUCCUGCUCCUCUCUCCGCCGCCUUCCGUCGCACAGAACUUCAACCAAGACGAAGAAAAUUACGCUCGUUUCAGCCCUUCCAUGGCCGUAAUCAUCGUCGUUUUGAUCGCCGCUUUGUUCUUCGUGGGUCUUUUCGCCAUUUAUAUUCGGAAUUGUUCCGACGUCUACACCAACAGACAGAGCAUCCGCCCCGUCGCCGGGCGUUCAAUGCGCGGCACUCGUGGGCUGGACGCGUCGGUGAUCGAGACUUUCCCUAUCAUGGUUUACUCCGAAGUUAAGGGUCAUAAGAUCGGCAAGGGAGCCUUGGAGUGCGCGGUUUGCUUGAACGAAUUCGAAGACGACGAAACGCUGCGUUUGAUACCCAAAUGCGACCAUGUUUUCCACCCUGAAUGUAUCGACGCUUGGUUAGCUUCUCAUACCACUUGCCCCGUUUGUAGAGCCAAUCUCGUUCCUCAACCAGGUGAGCCCGUGAGUCAACUCACUGCAUUAAAUGACACUGCCGUCGAGUCAGACCUUGAGGCUCAGAACAAUGGCAGUAACUCAGAACCGGAAGAAGAAAGGAGCAUAAAUAACAACGCUGUUAAUUGUCAGGUAGAGGCCCAAGUGGCUUCGGAGGUUGAAGUGAAUAAUUUGAACGUAACUUUAAAUAGGAACCGUACACGUGGAUCAAGAUCUGGCCGUCCACGUAAACUUUCUUUCUUGCGAUCUCACUCGACCGGACAUUCUUUGGUCCAACCAGGCGAGAAUACAGAUCGAUUCACUUUACGGUUACCGGUUGAUGUUCGAAAACAGUUAAUGAACCGAAAAUUGAAUCGGGCGACAAGCUUGGUGUUGCCUAGGGAAAGGAGUUCACGCCGAGGGUACCGAGCAACAGAAGAUGGAGGGAGUAAUAGAGGGAAACUGGACCGUGGUGCCAAAUCGGACAGGUGGGUUUUUAGUAUGACACCACCGUUUUUUAAUAGAGCAUCCUCUGUGAAAUCACUAAAGGUGGCUGCGCAUGAUGGUGAAGGAACCUCAAGUAAUUUGCCGGUUGGACCGAUGGCUAACUCAAGCCGUCCUCCGGUGUAGAAGGUUUAUUUAUCUGAAUAAUUUAUCAAUUGCCAUAUCAUAACUUAAAAGCCUUGUGCUUUGUGUAGAUAUGUACAUUGUUUAUGCAAAUGAUUUCUUCAUUAUUAAUCCAAUUUUGGUUUAUUGAUUUUAA
This is a messenger RNA of Gossypium raimondii (Peruvian cotton), 1413 nucleotides long. RefSeq names its product E3 ubiquitin-protein ligase ATL6. The record is from RefSeq and is a predicted model, not a curated record. NCBI's taxonomy places the organism in Eukaryota, Viridiplantae, Streptophyta, Magnoliopsida, Malvales, Malvaceae. Bases 27 to 1280 code for a protein of 417 amino acids. The transcript has a single exon.